CGCCUUUUUGCAGUGUGCCACCUCUCAUCCAUUCUAAAAUACCCUGUUGUAGGUACAACUGCGCUUCCUUUCCCAUUGAAAGUGCCAGGUGUCUACCAACUCCAUCGCUGCCCUACACCUAGCUUUAUCACAAGCUAUAGCCACUCCGCCUCGAUAGCUUCACGCCACAGGCUCAGCCUUACGCUCAAUAUUAGUUUGGCUCUCGAGAGGCCAACUGUGCUAACGAGGAAGAUGCAUCCAAGAGAGGACCAAGCCAGUAGCCGUCCCCACCACGUCCAAGAAUCCCAUAGCUAUGAGCGAACUACGUCGCCUGGCGCGGGUCAAUCGCAAGGCACUUCUGCAAACUGCUCGUUCACUCAAACCAACGGUACUAGUCCAUCGCAAACCCCAACACAGCAGAACGGCUAUUCAUACAAUCCCUCGCCAGCACAAGGUCCUGGCCAGCCAUAUAUGGCGAGUUCCUACUGGCACCCCGUUCCGCGCACCUGGGGAGCUGUGAACCCUGAAGCGUACCUCGUGACGCAAAGUCCAGCGCUGAACUACCCCUUGACCGCACCUCACCAGAACCCCGCUCAGCCAAACCUUCCAAACCACCAGGCACCCCAAAAUGCUCCCCAAAAUGCUCCCCAAACUCAAGUUCCAGCUACAAUCUCCUUGGCCAACCUUAAUCAACUAAACUCCAACCACUUGUCCUCCAGUACCAUGGCAAUAUGGAUGAAUGAGGGCCAACGCGAAGAUGCAUGGCACAGUACUGGAUACGUGCCAAGGGAAGAUGAGGGCUGGCGUGAGAGGUAACAGAUGGUUGAAGACCUUCACAGUGCUUGACGGGAGAGACGAGGGGCCCCAAAAGACAGAGAGGUGUGGUUCUAUAUAUCUAGCAGAUGGAUGCUAGGGCACGUACAGGAAGGCUAAUUCUUUGGCUCUGUACUGUGAUUUACAGCAAGGCUGGGGCAGUGCUAGGAUAUAGAAUCAAAGUAUUGAAGGCGUCUCAGGUCUGGCUGAAGCCUGUGG
Molecule: messenger RNA, 1011 nt
Organism: Lindgomyces ingoldianus
Lineage: Eukaryota; Fungi; Ascomycota; Dothideomycetes; Pleosporales; Lindgomycetaceae
Exons: 2
Coding region: 232-795 (187 amino acids)
Source: RefSeq, a predicted model, not a curated record